Zychaea mexicana is the source of this 300-nucleotide messenger RNA. RefSeq lists its product as uncharacterized. The transcript has 3 exons. Bases 1 to 300 code for a protein of 99 amino acids. The record is from RefSeq and is a predicted model, not a curated record. NCBI's taxonomy places the organism in Eukaryota, Fungi, Mucoromycota, Mucoromycetes, Mucorales, Lichtheimiaceae.
AUGCCCCUGCCUUUCUUUUGCUUUACCCGUGACAUUUACGAAACCAAAUUUGACGUGAUGAUGCCAGCCGCUGCAAAAGCGUCAGAAGCAUCACUCGGAAACGCGUUGGUUGCUCUACGUCAAUCGUUACAGCAAUGUAUGGACGACAACGCUGGUGAACAAGCGGCGUACACUAAGUUGCAAUCAACUAUUAAAGCCAUGCGAAAGGCACAACGGGAGGCCAAAUACGAGAUCGUGAUUGCGUAUUAUGCACCAGCGUGGUACAAGCCCCUAAAGGAGCUCUUUGGAGCGUUUGGCUGA